AACGGAGACCGGGGAGAUCUUUGUGCCCGUGGCUAUCCACUACUUGUACUAGCGCCUUCGAGGGGGAAGCUAUGCUCCGGGGAACGCGGAGAUUGCUGAUCGCAAAACUGCGAGCUAAACAGCCCGCCUUUCCCGUGUCGUCUUCUCGAGAUUUUGCUUGCACCACUCACAGGUGGGAACAAAAGCCAUCUUCUGUGGAAGCAAAGUGGAAAGACACAGCAGAAACUGUAAUUAUUGGAGGUGGUUGUGUUGGUGUCAGUCUUGCCUAUCAUUUGACCAAGGCUGGCAUGAAGGAUGUACUUUUGUUGGAAAAAUCUGAACUCACUGCUGGAUCUACUUGGCAUGCAGCAGGUUUGACAACAUAUUUCCAUCCUGGAAUAAAUCUAAAGAAAAUCCAUCAUUACAGCAUCAAGCUUUAUGAAAAGUUAGAGGAGGAGACAGGGCAGGCUGUGGGGUUUCAUUGCCCAGGGAGUGUUAGAAUUGCGUCAACACCAACAAGAGUGGAUGAACUUAAAUACCAAAUGACUCGAGCAGGAUGGCACCCCACAGAACAAUACCUUAUUGAUCCAGAAAAAGUGCAAGAAUUAUUUCCGUUAUUAAACAUGGAAAAGGUUUUAGCUGGUCUGUACAAUCCUGGAGAUGGUCAUAUAGAUCCUUAUUCUCUUACUAUGGCCUUGGCUGCAGGAGCCAGGAAAUAUGGAGCUCAGUUAAAUUAUCCAGUUCAAGUAACUAAUUUAAAAUGUAGACUAGAUGGAACAUGGGAAGUUGAAACUCCACAUGGAACAAUUAAAGCAAACAGAAUUGUGAAUACAGCUGGUUUCUGGGCUCAAGAAAUAGGUAGAAUGAUUGGACUACAUCAUCCACUUAUACCUGUUCAUCACCAAUAUAUUGUUACUGGAACUAUCCCAGAAGUGAAAGUCUUGAAGAAGGAAUUGGCUGUUCUUCGUGACUUGGAUGGUUCAUAUUAUCUAAGACAAGAAAGAGAUGGCCUUUUAUUAGGGCCAUAUGAAAGUCAGGAAAAAAUGAAACUGCAGAAAUCUUGGGUAGAAGAUGGAGUCCCACCAGGCUUUGGAAAGGAGCUUUUUGAAUCUGAUUUAGAUCGAAUAAGUGAUCAUGUCGAGGCGGCUAUGGAAAUGGUCCCUGUCCUGAGAGAAGCAGAUAUUAUCAAUGUAGUUGCAGGUCCUAUAACAUAUUCUCCAGAUAUUCUGCCAAUGGUGGGACCACAUCAGAGCGUUCAUAAUUACUGGGUGGCCAUUGGUUUUGGUUGGAUUUCCUAAAGAAGAAAGAUUUGCUGGGAGACCUACAGAAAGAAUCAGUGGGAUUUAUGAAAACCUUAAGUCUGAAUGCUCCAUGGGAUUCCAUGCAGGCUGGGAACAACCUCAUUGGUUUUACAAACAUGGGGAUGACAUUGGAUACAAACCUAGUUUUCGACGCACAAAUUGGUUUGAACCUGUAGGUCGGGAAUAUCAACAAGUGAUGGAAAAAGUGGGUGUGAUUGACCUUACUCCUUUUGGCAAGUUUAGCAUCAAAGGCAGUGAUUCAGUUAAACUUUUGGAUCGUCUGUUUGCAAAUGUGGUCCCAAAGAUGGGUUUCACAAAUAUAAGUCAUAUGUUAACCUUCAAAGGCAAAGUCUAUGCUGAACUCACAGUCUCUCAUCUGAAUCCAGGGGAAUUUUUAUUAAUUACUGGUUCUGGAUCAGAGCUUCAUGACUUAAGAUGGAUUGAAGAAGAGGCACUUAGAGGACACUACAAUAUUGACAUCAAAAACAUUACAGAUGAAAUUGGAGUACUGGGUGUAGCAGGUCCAUAUGCACGGAAAGUUCUCCAGAAAUUAACUUCUGAAGAUCUUAGUGAUGCUGCAUUUAGUUUUCUACAAUCCAAGCAUUUAAGCAUUGGUAACAUUCAUGUUACUGCAAUUAGAAUUUCUUAUACAGGUGAACUAGGAUGGGAAUUGUACCACAAACGAGAAGAUACUGCAGCUCUAUAUUCUACAAUCAUGGAUGCUGGAUGUGAAGAAGGAAUUGACAACUUUGGAACAUAUGCAAUGAAUACUUUACGUCUAGAAAAAGCUUUUCGUGCCUGGGGAGCAGAGAUGAAUUGCGACACAAAUCCACUGGAAGCUGGACUGCAAUAUUUUAUCAAAUUAAAUAAGCCAACAGACUUCAUAGGAAAGAAUGCAUUGAAACAGAUUAAAGAAAAGGGGCUUGAACGAAAACUUGUGUGUCUCAUCUUGAAAACAGAUGAUGUUGAUCCUGAAGGAAAUGAAAGUGUCUGGUAUAAUAACAAGGUUAUUGGCAACACCACAUCUGGAUGUUACAGCUAUAGUAUUCAGCAAAGUCUGGCUUUUGCAUAUGUUCCUGUGGAACUCAGUAAAGUUGGACAGAAGCUGGAAGUUGAGUUGCUAGGCAAAAAGUACUCGGCAAGUGUUGUUCAAGAACCACUGGUAAUGACUGAACCAACAAGAACACGGCUUCAAAAGAAAGGCGGAAGUUCUAAAGUAUAAAUAAAGGAUCACAUAGUUAUCAUGAUUGACAAUUAAGAUGGGAUUAACUUGAUUUGAAAUGUUUCUAUAUUUGAAAUUGCCAUGUGACUUGAAUCACAUAAGAUAGAAAAUAUGAAAGAGCUUAUCUGAAGUAAAAAGAUAUGUUGUGAAUAUUGGCAUUUCAUUUGGGAAAAAAUGUAACAACAACAACAAUAAUCAUCCAUAAGAAUGUAUUCAAGAGAAAAAAAUAUCAUGUUUACAUACUUAAAACAUUCAAUAGUGUUUAGUAGGCUCAUUCAAGCUGAUUCUAAGAACACUGAUUUUAUCUGUAUGCCUAUAUCCAAAUUAUUUGUACAUUUAUUGUGUUAAGCAUUUGAUUAUCUGCCAGAAAUAUAAUAGCUUAUCUCUAAAUAAUUGAUGGGUAAUUCUGAUCUUAGGCAGAAAUUACUUCCAUUGAUAUCUUUAAAAAAUCAAGGGGAAAAGAAAGAGAGAAGAAUUACAACUUGCAAAGCAGUGUAGUAAAAAGAAAACAAGGUUUUUGCAAAGCUACUGUUUUUAUAUUGCUGGAACAAUAUUAGGUUACAGGUAGUCUUCGAGUUAUGUCCAUAUGUUUAGCAGCUAUUCUGAGUCACGAUGGUGCUGAAAAAAGUGAUUUAUGACCAGUUCUCAUUUUAACAACUGUCACAGUCAUGUGAUUGCAAUUUAGGCUCUUGGAAACCAGAAUAUAAUUAUUUUAUGAUUUGCUGAAUGACCUGGUGAUUCACUUAACCAUCAUGGCAAAAAACGUAACAUUGGGUGCAAUCCUAAAUUUAUUUCAAUCCCAAUUGUGGUUGUAAUUUGAGGACUAUUUGUAUACAACUUCCUUUCCACAAUAACAAACAGAUAAAAAUUCAACCUGUUUUGAAAAUAUACCAUUUCUUGAUGGGAUGGGAUAUGAGCAAUGCAGAAGUUGAAAGAAGUUUGUGCAUCAGUUGAAAGAAUUUCAGUUUGAAAGAAUUUCUUGAGUGCUUCCAUCUGCCACUUGAGCAUUAAGAGGGUGAUCAACUCCUUGUAAACAUUUUUUACCGAAACAAAGUAGCAGAAAAGUGGAUUUAUUGCUUUUAUUUAUGCUUGGAAUGUUUUAUAUUAGUAGAAAGGGGUAUUGCACUAAAGUAACAGAACUAGCAUAGAAAAAAAAGACCUUUUCUGGACAACAAAACAUUGUUGCUUGAAUGCUGGGAAAAUGUGAAUACUACCAUCUGGAUAUACUAUAAAAAUGAGUAACAAAUGCAUAUCAAAUAAAUGUAAACAUCAUUUUUCUUCUGUGAAGCACCUGAAGUAAUUUAAAAUGAAUCACAUAACUUAAUGGCUGUAUUUAAUUCAAUCUGAAAAGAGGAAAUUUCAGCAAAAGUUUGUAAAGCAGAAAAUUAUGUGUGAAUAUUGAGAAUAUUUCAUUAGGACUAAAAGUAGUUUAAAAUGGCAUUAGGGCCUGGAGUUUCUGUACUAAGCAGGUUAAUCAUAUGAUGUCACAUGACAGUGUAACUUAGUGAUAGCAGUUCCUGCAGUCUUCAUGCAUCCUGAAUAAUUAGUGCCUCCUUCAUUGCUUUUCUCUGAUCCCCUCCAGAAAUGUAUGUCACAAAAGUUCAAAAAUGUAUCUCUUUGUUAUUGUGGAAAGAAAGUUGUGUAACCCA
Thamnophis sirtalis is the source of this 4151-nucleotide messenger RNA. Lineage: Eukaryota; Metazoa; Chordata; Lepidosauria; Squamata; Natricidae. The record is from RefSeq and is a predicted model, not a curated record.